UUCAAUACCAAAUCACUGAUUGCAAUGAGCGAGAAGGAGAGGUUGUCUGCUCCUCUGCUUCACAUCACAGAUAACUGUCAGGCAUUCGGGCUCGUAUCAGCCGCGCAUCCCGCUUACCGUGCGCUCUGGAGUACCAUGGUUUGUUCUCUUUCUGGACUGUGCGGAUACUGCUGUCGACAAUAAUAUUAUUAACAAGUGUGGAAUGUGCACAUCUGAUUUGUUCUGUAUUAAAACACGUUCUUAACGGCGCCUCUUCAAACAUAUCACCUCAUAAGUGCAGAAGGACAGCUCCCCUCACCUGCAUUCCCCUGGUGACUGGCGCUAUGGAAGACCACACAGGCUGGUCUACGCUGUAGGAUGGUAGCGCACAGUAACGUGGCAGAUAAUGCAGCAGCUGACAGCAGAGCCAGAGACCAACCCCAGAACCACGAGGCACCCCAGCGGCACAGAGAAGCCAUCUCGGACCCCCAGAACCACGAGGCACCCUGGCGGCACAGAGAAGCCCUCCCGGACCCCCAGAACCACGAGGCACCCCGGCGGCACAGAGAAGCCCUCCCGGACCCCCAGAACCACGAGGCACCCCGGCGGCACAGAGAAGCCCUCCCGGACCAGAACCGCUUCCCCAUCUUCCAGAGCGACCAGGAUUUCAGAACCAUCACCAAGACCACCGCGCUGCUGGAGAGAUCCGGCUUCUACUGGGGGCCCCUGUCGGUGGAGGAGGCGCACGCCAAACUCAAAGCAGAGCCCCUGGGCACCUUCCUCAUCAGAGACAGCAGCCAGAAGAACUACUUCUUCACCUUGAGCUUGAAGAUGCAAUCGGGAGCCACCAGCGUGCGGAUCAACUUCAAGAGGUCACGCUUCAGCCUGGUGGGCAGCGAGGAGUCCUUCGACUGUCUGUUCAAGCUGCUGGAGUAUUACACGAGCUGCCCCAAGAAGAGCCUGGGGAAGCCUCUGCGGAAAGAGAAGCUGCAGCCUUUGCAGGAUCUCUGCCGGAAAAGGAUUAUCCAGACUUUUGGCAGGGAGAACUUGGACAGUAUCCCCGUGAACGCUGUGCUCAAGGACUUUCUGAGCUCCUUCCCAUUUCGGAUAUGAUGACGGGACACUAAGCAUUACAUCGCUGCCCUGCAGUGGCGCGGGACAGGCUCUCGAACCGGGGUUCUGCCGUCCGGGUCCGCGAGUCUGAACAGAGUUAUUUUUGUAGCAAAGUAAAGUAUUCUGUAAUGAAACUUGAACACCUGACACUGAAAGUUUACACACCCAGUGAAUGUUUACACUAUCCAGGGCUAUCCUGCUGUUAUCUCUCUGCUGUGCAGACACACGCAUUUUUAUUGUUUUCUUGUGAAAAUAAAUUUAGGUAUGAAAAUUUUGAA
Acipenser ruthenus (sterlet) is the source of this 1370-nucleotide messenger RNA. Its product is annotated as suppressor of cytokine signaling 1-like. Gene Ontology annotation, biological process: intracellular signal transduction; phosphatidylinositol phosphate biosynthetic process. The record is from RefSeq and is a predicted model, not a curated record. Gene Ontology annotation, molecular function: 1-phosphatidylinositol-3-kinase regulator activity. Gene Ontology annotation, cellular component: phosphatidylinositol 3-kinase complex. The coding region runs from base 358 to 1092 and encodes 244 amino acids. Lineage: Eukaryota; Metazoa; Chordata; Actinopteri; Acipenseriformes; Acipenseridae. The transcript is spliced from 2 exons.